AUGUUUCGUCUUUGUUCGGGUUCUGUUCAGCUUGUGGUCACAUCAGUUAUCGGAGAACAACAAAGAGGAUUUGCUACUCUGAAGGAUAUUUCUCUUCGCUUGAAGUCGGUUAGGAAUAUUCAGAAGAUCACCAAAUCGAUGAAGAUGGUAGCCGCUGCCAAGUAUGCCAAGGCUGAACGGGACUUAAAGGGUGCACGUGCUUAUGGAGUCGGUGCGAAAGCAUUUUUCGAUAACAUUGACCCAAAAGUCGAUGAAGGAACGAAAGAAGAGAAACAGAAGCAGUUAUUAGUGCUCGUUACAUCUGACAGGGGUCUUUGCGGAUCUGUGCAUUCGUCUAUCGCGAAGGAAGCGAAACAUAUCAUGCAAAACGCUGGCCAAAAGGACGUUCGCAUUGUCUGUAUUGGGGAUAAAGCUAGAAAUGCCUUACAACGGAUCUACGGCAAGAAAUUCUUGCUUACUGGCAACGAUAUCGGCCGUACUCCACCCACAUUUGCUGAUGCGUCAAUCGCUGCAAAAGCAAUUCUCGAUUCUGGAUUUGACUUCGAAGAGGGUUCGAUCAUCUUCAAUAAAUUCAAAACCGUUGUUUCGUUUGAAACCUCCAAAAUGCCAAUUAUGCCCCUCGAGACUAUCAAGGCUAAGGAGGCCUUGGCUACUUAUGAUUCGGUGGAUGACGACGUCCUUCAGUCCUACAGCGAAUAUUCGCUUGCUCAAUUAAUCUACUAUGCAAUGAAGGAAUCUGCCACAUCAGAACAGGCUUCUCGUAUGACCGCUAUGGAUGGCGCAUCUAAGAAUGCCGGAGAGAUGAUCGAUAAACUGACACUGGCCUUCAAUCGUACACGACAAGCCGUCAUUACGCGUGAAUUGAUUGAGAUAAUCUCUGGAGCUGCUUGUGUUUGA
Molecule: messenger RNA, 897 nt
Organism: Angiostrongylus costaricensis
Lineage: Eukaryota; Metazoa; Nematoda; Chromadorea; Rhabditida; Metastrongylidae
Source: the annotation of a GenBank genome assembly